AUGUUCAGCCCGGCCCAGACGAUCAGGGCGAUCCUGGCACCGGUGCUCCUGACCUCGCUUCUCUUCCCAUCGCUCUACCAGCCCUUUCUAGACUCAACAUGGUCGACCCUCCGAUAUUCAAGCUUCUACAACUGGUCGACCUUUGAGACCAUCUGGACCGUCUUCUGCUACGCCGCCAUUGAAGUGUCCAUGACCAUUGUCUUCCUCCGCCAUCCAGAAUGGCGCCUAUCUCCUUCACCAUCAUCAAAGGCCCGAGCCAAACCAAAGGGCAUGCGCCGCCCGUCUCGUCGGAUAGGCGAAAUUCUGCUCUAUAUCGCGCCUCUCCUGACCAUGGAUCUCACCAUGAUCAAAAAGUUCGCCGACGUGCCGCUGGCUGAUAUCUUGUCCUCGGGCAACUACGACGCCCACGCCCUCCUCGCCCCGCCAGACGACCACGUCCUUCUCGCCGCCAACGCCUCGCUUCCCAGCAAGUCCUUCCUCCUACCCACGCUGCACAACUUCACCGCCUCGUCGCCUCUCCAGCUCGUCCGCGCCCUACCGCCCGACGCGCCCUCCUCGCGCCGACUUGCCACGGAGCUCAUGGCGAGCUUCCUCAUCUACGACACCCUCUUCUUCGCCUUCCACCUCUCCCUGCACCAGAUACGUCCCCUGCGCCGCUGGCACGCCCCGCACCACUCCCACGAUACGGGGAUCCAUCCCCAGGUCACGAAUCAGCUCUCCGUCUUUGAGCGUCUGGGUCUCGUGCUGCUCGCCAAUUUCAGCCUCAACAUUAUUGGCAGCCAUGUGUUGACGCGUACCCUCUUUGUGCCCGUCUUUGUCUGGCUGCUCGUCGAGAUUCAUAGUGGCAUGGACUUGCCCUGGGGGUACGACAAGGUCCUGCCACAAGGAUGGGCGGGCGGUGCCAGGACGCAUAUGAAGCAUCACGCCGGCGGGGGCGGCGGGCUGGAGCCUUUCUUCUGCUGGUGGGAUAGGCUCUGGGAGGUGUGUAGAUAG
Molecule: messenger RNA, 993 nt
Organism: Emericellopsis cladophorae
Lineage: Eukaryota; Fungi; Ascomycota; Sordariomycetes; Hypocreales; Bionectriaceae
Exons: 1
Coding region: 1-993 (330 amino acids)
Biological process (GO): lipid biosynthetic process
Molecular function (GO): iron ion binding; oxidoreductase activity
Source: RefSeq, a predicted model, not a curated record